AUGGAACAACAACUCUUUUUCCUCUUAGUAUUUGCUGGAGUAACAACAGCAGUGGACAACCUCACAGGUUCACUAUGCAGCACAUGCACUCCCAUAUGUUCAUCACCACCCUCUACCACCAACCCACCACCAUCUCCGCCUGCGGUCAUGUUCAAAACACCACCAUCUCCACCUCUAGUCACUUUCAAACCACUACCAUCUCCGCCUGCGGUUCCAUCCAGGCCACCCUCAUCUCCAAAGCCGGUCCAUAAUGCUCCACCGCCAGAAAUAUUUUACUAUUUUGAUUCGCCGGUAGAUGUAACUCCACCACCACCAACUUACAUUUCGUCGGGUGGUGACAACCGCGGUCCUCCAUCUCCAUCAUUCGUGUACUUCCCGACACAGCCGGCUGCUACUGGCGGUGGUCGUGGACCUGGAUAUAAUCAUUUGUAA
Messenger RNA from Helianthus annuus (common sunflower), 432 nucleotides. RefSeq names its product extensin-1-like. Lineage: Eukaryota; Viridiplantae; Streptophyta; Magnoliopsida; Asterales; Asteraceae. The transcript is spliced from 2 exons. The record is from RefSeq and is a predicted model, not a curated record. The coding region runs from base 1 to 432 and encodes 143 amino acids.